CGCAAAGAAAAAAUUCAGUCUCAAAUCUGCUGAGUUUUAACUUUGCAAACGAGAGAAUAAAUUAUAUAUUUUGUGCGUUCUGAGAAAUAACAGCGAAUUAAUCUUAACUUGAAACUGUGUAAAGUGAAACAACACACUUUACGAAGUUACCUACCUACGUUAAGUUUAUAAACUACCUACUCAUAUUAUAUCAUCUAAAUGUAAACUUCCAUGUGUUUACUGUUUAGAUAUAUUAUUUGUUUUUUUAACGUGAUGAAUAUUUAAAUAAAUAUGCCGCCAAAGAAAAAGCUGGUGAAUGCAGCGAGCCCAACGCCACAAGUGAAAAAGAAGAUUGUACGACCUAGUCGGAAAUCUUUAAGAAACUCAAAUGCUUCGGAGAUUGCGAACGAUACUGUAGUUAAAGAGCCGCAGAAGAAUCAGACAACAAUAAUUAAAAAAAAGGGAAGACCACCAUCUAAAUUGAAUAAAGAAAUCAAAAUUGCACUUGCCAAUGAGGUAGUCCGAGCGCAAUUUCAAAAGCAAAACGACAUUCGGCAAAUUGCAAUUACUUCCAAACUUGUUGCUAAGAAGCCGAUACUUAAACGAAAGUAUCAGACUAAAAAGAAUAUAAUUAAAAAUGGAGUUGUGCCACAAGAGACGGCGGAUAACUCUAACAAGGAAGAUGUUAUCAGUCCGGAAAGAAAGAAGCCGAGAAUUGUGAGGAAAAACUCUAGCGCAAAAAUUGCUAUCACCGUGGAUAAUAGUCAAGUUACAGAUAAUGUAAAACCUACAAACAAUUUAAAACCAACGAGAAGAAGGUUGUCGUUAAACCGCAAAAAUAUGCUUCAAGGCUUGGUCAGGACUGUGGUCAAUGAUUACAUUCCUGAGUCUAGUCAAAACACAGAAACUCUAAUACAAGAACCCCCAAAUCAAGCACAAAAUGUGGAAAAAACAGAAGUCGAAAAAUCAUCCAAAAUUAAUGGAGAUACAAAUAAGGAAAAUCAGGAAAGCAAUUCAAGAAGAAGCUCUCUCAUCAGCUCAUCAGAAUUCUCUUGGACCAAAGAUAUAUCGAACUCCAGUACUACAACAUGUGUCACUGUGAUGUCCAAUGAUUUCUUCCGUAUCGAUAAUAAAAUACCGUUUAUAAAACUAACCAAAAUAAGUGAUCUGAAAAAAGAAGAAUCGUCUGAAAGUUCCGAUUCCUCAUCCGAAAGUGACUCUAGUAGUAGUGAUAAACAAACAGAUGUAGAGAUUUGUUCUAACGCAUUAAACCUCAGUACCUCGUCGUCUUGCAACGAAUCUGUAGCCAAUAAAACAGUAGACAGUAGGUCCGUUUACGACAAAAUGAGUGACGUGUUGAAAACUUUUAAUCCAGAACAGUGUGAUUGGACUAGUGGCAGUGAUGAAACCCAGGACACUGAUAAAUUUAAAGAACACCUAGCUAAAGAAAACGUGUUCGAAGUGGAACUGAUGCUCCUAUCACUCUGGUUAGAUAUAACGAACCUAGAAUCAGAAGACAGUAAUGCAAAUGAUGUAACAAAUGAGAUUUCUCAUAACAAUACUUGUGAUACAGAAUCUAUAAAACCACACGAAAUAUGUGAUGAAAACUCUUCUAAUAUGAAUAAACCUCAGGUGUCUACAGAGAGAAUUCUGAAGAACAGACAUUCAGUCGAUGAGGAAGAUGAUGUUGAUGACGCUUUGUCGCUGUUCGCCGAGAGCAUUCUCGAUGUCGAGUCAAAUCGCAGGAGCAGUGUGUACGCUCACCCGCCGGAACCGGAACCGGAAGUGGAUGAAUAUGUACCGCAACCGCUCGUACCUGUUACAUUUAAGAAACCGAAACCAGUAUCAUACAAUCCGACUAAAAUUAUUUCAGAACUCAGUAAAAAAACAAAUCAAUUGAACAUUUGCGAGAAACAAAGCGCCGAUUCGACAUCUUUACGAAAUAAUAAUGAUUGUACCCCGAUCGUCAAUAAUUUUGAAACUAGUUCUGAGUCGAGUAGAUCGGAUAAUGAUGAGCCAAGAAAAUUACCGACGCCAAACUUCUUUACGCCGGCUAAACCGUGCUUCAUGCAAAAACCGUACCACCCAACCGAACUCGUUAAGAGUACGUUGCUUCGCGGUACUUGCGUGUUCAACUUAAUAGAAAAUUGCAAGAAUGCUGAAAACUGCAAUUUCCCACAUAAUUAUCCUGAUGCAAAGGUCAUUGCAAAUAGGAUGGAACGCUUAGCCGAUGACGACUUCAUGCAGGAGUACAUUAUGUUCAGAAGUUUUAUUCAAUUGAGACGUAUGUACGGUUUGUGCUUCAUCGACGCGUGCGUGAGGCGCAACCUCACCAGGUGUCUUGUGGAAAUGUCGAUCGAUUUCGUGCUGAAAUCGAACGACGCGGUCGUAAAAGACGUCAGGUUGAAAACCGAAGCAUUGGAAAGGACUUUACUGUACCUGAAUUACGUGGACUUGCCGCAGUGCGAGGAUCUGCUGAAGUGGAAAGUGAGGCCGGGCGUGUUGUUGUGCGACGUGUUCCUGCAAGUGAUCGGACAGUCGCAGAACUUUAAUAGGUUCCGAACGGUGUUCAUAAAGUUGACGAUGUUCAUGUGUCGUAUAGAUAGGACGUUUGAUAGUGAAGUGGCCGGGCAGGUUCUGGAGCGAGUGUGUAUUCUGCCGUACGAGUUGGGCCUCAAUCGGACGUUGCUUGAGAUCCUGAAGAAGACUGACCCGAUAGUGUUUUCUAAUUCAAUGUGCGAAAUGUUGGAGAGUCGCUUGUUGAGCACGAACAAGAUGUUGUACGACGAUUUCAUCAGGCUGAAGCAGAUGAAGACGAGCGAAGUCGGCCAGAGUAACGUGCUGGAGCAGAGCAUACGGUGCUCGCCGGAUACAACCAACUAUGAUAAUAUGAACAAAAUGCAAGAAGAAUUCACUCGGGCUACGGAGCUGAACAUGACCUCCCACAAUAAGUUCAACAAGAGAAACAAGAGAAAUUUCAGAAGUCGUUGGGGCCCCAUGUCCCGCGGCGCCAGAGGGAACGGAUUUGUUAAGAGGCCUCCGUUGAAAACACACUUAAAUGGUUUUCAUGGUCCGCUAUUUCCCGCCAGUCAAAACCCCGGCCACAUAUUGAGUAAUAUGAAUAAGAAAAAGUGAUAUCUGCA
Colias croceus (clouded yellow) is the source of this 3122-nucleotide messenger RNA. RefSeq lists its product as uncharacterized. The coding region runs from base 271 to 3114 and encodes 947 amino acids. Lineage: Eukaryota; Metazoa; Arthropoda; Insecta; Lepidoptera; Pieridae. The transcript has 6 exons. The record is from RefSeq and is a predicted model, not a curated record.